Molecule: messenger RNA, 1259 nt
Organism: Anthonomus grandis grandis
Lineage: Eukaryota; Metazoa; Arthropoda; Insecta; Coleoptera; Curculionidae
Exons: 1
Coding region: 218-1087 (289 amino acids)
Source: RefSeq, a predicted model, not a curated record
AUAUAAGAGAGUCUCCCUAAAUAUUUUUUUAUUUAGAGAUAAAGUUCCGGUAGUGCUCUUGUGCUUGUACCCACUCCCAAUUCAAACGUUACCCAUACGUCAAAAAAAACUAGGGUUAUGUAUCGCGCUGGAACACGAACUUUCCCAAUCAAACGAAAAUAAAGUUAAGUAACAUGACGAAAAUCUAAUUUAAAAAAUAAUGUGAGAAAACCACACGAUGGCCCCAGCGUUCCGAUACAUCAACAAAUUAACGGGGCGUUUUGCCACCUCGAAGCAUUUACAAUUCAUCCAGCAAAAAUAUCCUGUAAGUCAACGUAAGCAGUAUUCCAGGGGUGUUUUGCAGGUCCAGCACAAACCCAACGAAUCUUAUUUAAUCGAUAACGUUGCGGCGGAUAAUAGAGAACAUGCCGGUGAUAUUGUCACGAAAAUCAAACUUGACCCGUUAGUAUUGCAGGAGAAAUUGAAUGUGACAAACUCGCCUGCUGCACCAAAAGACAAUGUCGUCUUAACUAGUGAUUCAGCUCCUGAACCGAGUGGUAGGCCCUCUCCUGAGAAGUUGCUGCAUGUAUACAACAUUUUAGCAGACUCCUUACCAAACCUGUUUAUCAAACCUCUGGAUUACACUAUAUACCAUCCAAAUAUGGUGUUCGAAGAUAAUAUAAGAAAUGUAAAAACAGUAGGACUGCUCCCUUAUGUGAAACAAGUGGCGCUGCUAAGAACCAUAGGGCAUAUCAAGUUUGCUUUUGUAAAGUUCGAUGUUUUAAAAAUCACCCAGCAUCCAGAAGAUGGAACAGUGAGGGUGCGGUGGAGGAUAAGGGGCCUAAAAGCCCUAAAAGUGAUGUUACAAUUUUGGAAAUAUAAAUUGUGGAAUUGGAAAGGGAUGUUGGAUCAGUGCGAGGACUGGUACGAUGGUUAUUCCACUUUUGUUGUUAAUUCUGAUGGCUUAGUUGUAAGGCAUGUGGCAGAUAAGAUGAUGCCCGAUUCAGAUAAUGUUAGUAUUUCAAAUAAUGGAGAUUUGACCAAUGCCAAGCUGGCAUUAAUGAUUGCCGUUAUACCAAGAAUGUCAGAUGUGGUACAGUUUAUGUAAAUAUUUAUCUGGUAGGAGAUUUGUUAAUUUGCAAAAGCUAUUUAGCAUUCACCUCAGGUUCACAAAUAGUUUUCAAAUAAUUCAUUCUGUUGUAUUCUCUCUAUUUUUAAGCUAUUUAAAUGUUAUUUGUUGAUUGGGUGAUGUAGUUAAAUAAACCUGAAAGUUUUGAUUC